Messenger RNA from Trichomycterus rosablanca, 768 nucleotides. RefSeq names its product transformer 2 alpha homolog (gene tra2a). Lineage: Eukaryota; Metazoa; Chordata; Actinopteri; Siluriformes; Trichomycteridae. Gene Ontology annotation, molecular function: RNA binding. The record is from RefSeq and is a predicted model, not a curated record. Gene Ontology annotation, biological process: positive regulation of mRNA splicing, via spliceosome. Gene Ontology annotation, cellular component: spliceosomal complex.
AUGCAGGAUUCCCACUCGCCCUCCAAGUAAGAGCAGGACAAUCCAGUAAGUGCUAAAUCUGACAGCAGGUCAGGCUCUCACAGCCCGUCACAUGCUUCCAGGCACUCUGAGUCCAGAUCCCGUUCAUGCUCCAGGUCCAGGUCGGUCCCGGUCACGUCGUCUCUGGCUCACGUUCUGGCUCACCGGAGAAAGUCCUGCUCGCGUUCUUACAGUCCAGACUACCGGCGCAGAAGAAGCCAGAACACAUCACCUAUGUCCAACCACCGGCGGCACACUGAGAGUGCUGGAGUACCAUACAAUUCUAAACAAACUAAAACUGUGGCUAAUCCUGAUCCUAGCACGUGUCUUGGCGUGUUUGGUUUGAGUCUGUACACCACUGAGAGGGAUUUAAGAGAAGUCUUUUCUCACUACGGUCCACUUUCUGGAGUCAACGUUGUGUACGACCAGCGCACAGGACGCUCAUGAGGAUUCGCUUUUGUCCACUUUGAACGCAUUGAUGAUGCCAAAGAGGCUAUGGAGCGAGCCAAUGGGAUGGAACUGGAUGGAAGGCGCAUCAGAGUGGACUACUCGAUCACCAAAAGGCCUCACACUCCCACGCCUGGAAUCUACAUGGGCCGUCCCACACAUAUCAAGUUACCUUCUGUUGGAUACCAGGGCUCUAUGGGAUUACAGGAAAUGAACAUGCAGAAUGCAGAACAUGCAGGUCCUGGUCCUUUCUGUGUGGAGUUUGCAUGUUCUCCCCGUGUCUGCGUGGGUUUCCUCUGGGUG